AUGAAAAAGAUCCAAUCUCUUUCAUUAUCUCUGCUGCAGCAACAAAUUGCGGAUUUACCCUUUGAUGUGCUUAUUCGGCGUAUUCAUUCUAGUUCGCAAAAAAACAUAUCGCGUUCUCUUGAAGCUCAUUUUCUAGGUCAAAGACUUCAUGAAAAUUAUGGAGGAAAUGGUGCCCCCUUUCAUCUCAAAACAAUUACACCAUAUAAUAUUGCAAAAGAAGUAGAAAAAGUAUCAAAAACGAAAACAGAAGAAGAAGUUUCAUCAGUAUUAGUUUCUUCUUCUGAACUUCGAGAAAUUUUAAGCCAACGACUUCUUUUGGAUGUACAACAGUCUAGAUCAAGACUAAAACUGAACCUUGAUGAUCUUAGUUUAAUUCUAGCAAAUGCAAUACGACACAGAUUUUCUUUUGAACUUACAAAUACAACUUUAAUUCUCUUUAUAGAAGCUUUAAAUAAUGCCAAAGGUGUAGAAAAUUCUUCACGGCAGGUUGAAGCUCUUUCUCGUGUUAUGGAAGUUUGUUGUGAUGAACUUGAUCAGUGUAAUACUAUAACAUGGGAUGCUGUGGCAAAUCUUGUAGUUACUGUAGAACAACGGUGGUCUCUGUUUACCAAAUCA
Messenger RNA from Trypanosoma theileri, 615 nucleotides. RefSeq lists its product as uncharacterized. The record is from RefSeq and is a predicted model, not a curated record. Lineage: Eukaryota; Euglenozoa; Kinetoplastea; Trypanosomatida; Trypanosomatidae. The annotation marks the transcript as partial. The transcript has a single exon.